Scomber japonicus (chub mackerel) is the source of this 6463-nucleotide messenger RNA. RefSeq names its product eukaryotic translation initiation factor 2-alpha kinase 3 (gene eif2ak3). Lineage: Eukaryota; Metazoa; Chordata; Actinopteri; Scombriformes; Scombridae. The record is from RefSeq and is a predicted model, not a curated record. Gene Ontology annotation, molecular function: ATP binding; protein kinase activity; protein binding. Gene Ontology annotation, biological process: protein phosphorylation. The transcript has 18 exons. The coding region runs from base 195 to 3569 and encodes 1124 amino acids.
UAAAGGGAAUAACAUGGUGUCCCAGUGGAUGUUUAUGUUUACUUGAAGAACAGACUUAAAAGGGCGUUUUUGCGAGACACAACGGACUUUUCUUUGUAAUAACAUUUUUUUAUUUUUACACUUUUUUAUGUGUUAAGAUUUACAAAGCCAGUGGCAUGUAAAUCUCAUAGUUCACUAAUGUGCCAGUCUUACAAAUGGAAAGGGGGCUUCACUUUGGAAACGUGAGCAUUUCCCUGGUGCUCCUGCUGUUGCUGAAAGCGCUGACCGGAUUCGGGACGUCGCAAACUCAGGGCUCCGCCAUCGCCGGGAGGGACCUACGGGGCUCAGGUGCCACCUUGGAGGAAGAUGGUGCAAGAGUCAUGGUGAGGGGCUUGGAGAGCGUAGGCGCCCCGGUCAUUGGAGCUGAUGUUACCGUGGAGGACGACGAGAAUGGGUCUGCUCCGGAGGCCGAGGAGUCAUCUGGAGAAAGUCAUGGAAAUGUUCGAGAAACGAGGUCUCUUGUGAUCAUCAGUACCCUAGAUGGGCGGAUCUCGGCUCUGGAUCCUCACAACCAGGGCAGGAAGCAGUGGGACCUAGAUGUCGGCUCAGGGUGCCUCGUGUCCUCCAGUCUCAGCAAACCUGAGGUGUUCGGCAAUAAGAUGGUCAUCCCAUCACUGGACGGUGCCUUGUUCCAGUGGAACCGGGACAGGGAGAGUAUGGAGGCAGUGCCUUUCAGUGUGGAGUCCCUGCUGGAGUCGUCCUACCGCAUCGGAGAGGACACUGUCCUGGUUGGGGGCAAAUCGCUCACUACUUACGGCCUGGGGGCUUACAGUGGCAAGCUUCGGUACAUUUGCUCUGCGGUGGGCUGCAGCCGAUGGGGGGAAGACGAGAUGGAGACUGAAGACAUGCUCUUGCUGCAGAGGACUCAGAAGACUGUUCGAGCCAUCAGACCCCGAUCGGGAAUGGAGAAGUGGAACUUCAGCGUUGGAAACUUUGAGCUGAAGCUUGUUCCCGACACGCAGUCGGGAAUGAAUUUCCUGGAGGGAGAAGUUGCUAACGGCGACGCCUGGAGGGAGAGUCAGCGGGUCAUCGCCGACGAACCAAAAGAGAGGGAGCAGACCAAGAAACAGCAAAAACCCAACCAGAACCUGGACCUCGUCAUCAAGGUGUCCGUUCCCGAUUGGAAGGUCAUGGCCUUCAGCACCGAGCCCAACGGACAGCUGGUCUGGGAGCGUCAGUUCUGCACACCCAUCGCCUCAGCCUGGCUGGUCGGCGGGGGUAAAGUCACACCAAUCAGCCUGUUUGACGACACCACCUACAGCAACCAGGCUGAAACCGAUGAGGAGGAGGAUGACGAAGAUAAAGAGAAAGCCAGAGGAGCUGCAGAGUCCAGUGUUUAUCUAGGGAUGUUCCAGGGACAGCUCUACCUCCAGUCCUCAGUCAGGAUCUCUGAAAAGUUCCCUUCAAAAGCUAUCGGGUCGGAGAAAGACAUAAUUCCACUACCGAUUGUCAAAUGGAAGCCUCUAAUCCAUAUAAGAGAAUUUAUUCAUCUUGUCCUUGACUCAGAUUCCCCGUCUCGGACACCGGUCCUGGUCGGCUCUGAUGAAUUUGACAAGUGUCUGAACAAUGAUAAAUUCUCCCAUGAGGAAUACAGCAACGGAGGACUGUCCAUCCUUCAGUAUCCGUACGACAACGGUUACUACUUCCCCUACAGCAAGCACUAUCGGGAGAAACGUGACAGCGCUGUGAGCUUGAUAAAGGGGAACGGGGCGGGGGCUGACAGUCGCAGGAGGAAGGACCCGGUGCUGCUGCUGCCCUGGUGGAAAGAGAUCCUCGGCACAAUCGUCUUCUGCAUCGCUGCCACCACUUACAUCGUCCGCAAGUUCUUCCACCCUCCUGCCCCUGUGCCCUAUGUGCGGCAACGGAAAGAGUCGGAGACACAGUGCCAGACAGACAGCAAGUACGACCUUGAGGUUGUCGAAUCCAAAGAGCCGGUUGCCAUGGAGACCCGUUCCAGCGAAUAUGUGUCCAGGUAUCUGACUGACUUUGAGCCGGUGCAGUGCCUUGGCCGCGGGGGGUUCGGCGUUGUGUUUGAAGCCCGCAACAAAGUCGACGACUGCAACUACGCCAUCAAAAGAAUCCGUCUGCCCAACAGGGAACUUGCUCGUGAGAAGGUGAUGCGAGAGGUGAAGGCUCUGGCCAAGCUGGAGCACCCGGGGAUUAUCCGCUACUUCAACGCCUGGCAGGAGAGCCCCCCUGAGGGUUGGCAGGAAGAGAUGGACCAGAGGUGGCUGAAAGACUCCAGUACUACUGACUGGCCAAUGAGCUUCCUGGACCACAUGGAGGUGCUGUCAGUCAAAGUGCCAGUGUCCAGUUCAAUCUCACCUGUUAUUGGACCUGAAGGAGAUGGUCUGGAGGCCUCCGUCGAUGCUCGGGCCGGGCUUUCCAGCAGCGGCAGUGGUGCUGUGAGUUUCAGUGUUGACGAUGGAGACCUGUCUUUCCAUCCGCUCCUGGGCCACGACAGCUUGAUGUCUGAGCGGGACAGCCAGGCUGACCCAGACGCCUCGGACACGCCGCACUCUUUCGAGUUGUGCCCCCCGCGCGGCCCCAGCGACUGCACUUCCUCCUCCUUCGACAUUGUUUUCGAGGAUUCGGGUUGCGACCGAGACGCGGAUGCGGAUGCGGACACUGACUCGGCCUCGGCUUCGGUUUCGGCUUCGGCCUCUGGUCCAGCCAGUCCGGGAACAGUGAUGGAGAAAAACAGCUCGUCUUCUUCGCACACCAGACGGCAAGAAAACAUCCCGCCCUUUUCUUCCACUCCUCCCCGACCAAACUCGCUCGCUCUGGCUCUCCCCAUUACUCCUGCAGCCCAGCGAGCCCAGCCUUCUCCCAAGGUGUACCUGUACAUCCAGAUGCAGCUCUGUCGGAAGGAGAACUUGAAGGACUGGAUGGCUCAGCGUUGCCUACCGGAGCAGAGAGAGCACAACCAGUGUCUAGACAUCUUUGUCCAGAUUGCCGAGGCUGUCGACUUCCUGCACAGCAAGGGGCUCAUGCACAGGGACCUCAAGCCAUCCAACAUCUUCUUCACCAUGGACGACGUGGUGAAGGUGGGAGACUUCGGCCUGGUGACGGCCAUGGACCAGGAAGAGGACGACGACGAGCCGAGCGCGUUGACGCCAGCUCCGCUCCUGACCCGGCACACGGGCCAGGUCGGCACCAAGCUCUACAUGAGCCCCGAGCAGCUCUCUGGAAACUCAUACUCUCACAAAGUGGAUAUUUACUCUCUGGGUCUGAUCCUGUUUGAGCUGCUGUAUCCCUUCAGGACCCAGAUGGAGAGAGUGAGGACGCUGACGGAGGUGAGAGCUCUGCACUUCCCAGAGGUUUUCUCCAAAAACAACGUUCAGGAGCUGAGUAUGGUGCGGAGCAUGCUGUCGUGGAGCCCUGGCGAGCGUCCUGAGGCAGCUGAGAUCACAGGGAAUCCACUUUUCCAGGAGCUGGAGCUGCCUUGCCGACUGGCUAUGAGGCAGCGCUCCCGUACCUACAGCGCCUCGUCCAUGGGCCGACCCUCCCGCCAGACAUCAGCUACCUGAAGAUGCCAUGACGCAAUAUGUUACCCCCCACAAAGCUUGUUCCCCUGUCAUCCCCCCGCCGGUCUGCCGCCUAAGAGAACCACCUCAGCGCCCUGCCAUCACACACUGCCUCAGAAACAAUCACUUUAAAUGCCAAGCACUGAAAAUGAGCAGGAAUUUGUCUCGAUUGCUUAAGAGCACCGAGACAAAAUCCUGCAAAGUUCCUCUGCUUGGCAAAUACACAUGCCGUUACAGAUUCACACACCAUUAUGCUGCCCAAGUUCCCAAUUUUAAUUAUACUUACAAGUGAAAGGAUAUUUUAAAAGCGACAGCCGUUCUGUAAUGUUCAGGACCAGACUUGGCUCAAGCGGCACUUGAAAAUAAUUCUUAGUGGUUAUUUUAAAUGGCUGCGAGUACCAGAUGACAACUCAGUGUAGAUAAACCAUCAUCCAGACAACAUUCAAAAUGUUUACCUCUUGUUUUAAACAAUUGGCAUUAUCAUCUACUCUGACAUCUCAAUCUGGUAUGAAACAAGCGUCUGGUACUCCAGGAUAAUUGACAGAAGUGCUAAGAACUAUUUUAUAUAUGUUUUGAUCCCAUUCUGGUCCCAACGCGCUGCUUGCUCUCAACAUUCAGCCAGUGUUCGCUCACCCUCGCUACACCUCAGGUAUCAAAACCAAGAGGACACUCCAAAGGGGCCUUUGAUGCUUGAUCAUCCUAUCGACUAGUGACUAGUACUGAUCACUGGUACAAGCACUAACUGGUGUUCUGACACCCAAUAUGCCUGAUUUGGAAGACCAAAAAAGACCAUCUUUUUCCUAUGUGUUUUCUUUUGUUUUCUUUUUAGUUAAAAGAAGGUGAUGUAUUGCGUAUAGAAGAGUUUAUGAAUCCAGUUCAGCAGAUGUGAUUUGCCUUUAGAAAGGGGCUUGCAGCCCCCUCUGAAUGAAUGCAGAGCCACUGGCUCAUGUCUUUUUUGCAUGUACCUGAUAGGAAACUGAAGGGGUGAGUGAGAGUUUGUUAUCUUAAAGCCAGUACUUUGACACAGUUUUUCUGUGUGUAAAUUUACUCAAUGACUCUUGAGGUGCUCAAUCAUUUUUCAACACCUCCUCUUAGCUCUCUGUAUAUAAUUGAAGGAAAAAACCUGUUUAUAACUUUUUCUUUGUUAAUUCAGAAGUUUCCUUUGAUCAAUCCUGUAAAUAUUGUAAGACGCCAUUGCUUGUAAAUGGCUUUUUCAUGAGGCAACUGUAAGAUAAUGUGAUAUAUACUGUGGGAGAGGGAACAAAGAGGAGACGAUCUCUGCCAUUAAUGGAUAGCUGAAUGUUGCAGUGUGACCUCCAGAGUACAGCGAUGGUGGUCACCUCUUAUAACUCAUUGAAGUUAUUCUCAGUGUUUGUUUUCACAUGUUUGGGUUACCAAGAGGAAGUGGUUUGCCCUGCUUUAAGCACCAGAGAAUAACCCGCAGGACCAGAGUGCCAUUUGAAAGUCAGUAAAGUGUACUUUUGUGUAACUAAUAACUCACCUCACACUUUUGCAGUCGUGCUAUUGUGCUCCAACCCCAUCCAGCUGGUGUUCCCGGUAGAGCACAAAAAAACACAAAUACUGAGAUCUGCAGCUCUCCCACGAUGCAGGAAACAUAGCAUUUAGCUGAUAAGGUGAUACUGUUUCGUCUCCUCUAAACUGGGGACCUGGACCUGAUGUUGGUCAUGUGAUCCACAUAAGGAUUGUUAAUGUACAUAAGAAAUGCUGGGAGAGUCACAUGACCCGCUUGUAACUACACACACAGACACACACAGACACACACACACAAACUGCUAAUUGUAAUGUGCUUUCAAUGAUUGUACUUUUUUAAAGAUCUUCUCUGUUUUGGAUAAGAGCAGUUUUUGAUUAUUCUGCAGGGUUUUUUGAUUACUGUAAAGUCUUGACUGUGUCUGAUACAGGAAGUCAAACUGAUGUUCGUCCAUCUGUCCGCUUAGCCCACUGAAAAUGAGUCAUUCUCGUUGUAAAAUGAUCAAUUCUCUCUUCAGAGUUUAAAACGGGACUGUACUCCCACCACGAUAACGGUGGAAACGGGAGAGUUCAAUUCCAUAAUGACACUUCCUGAAGUCCAGCAGAACAACUCAUGCCACAAAUUUAGAAAUUUUGCUUUUUUUGAAAGAUGGUAUGUACUGUAGGAACUGUACAUAAGUCCUUUGUUGAGACUGUUAACCUUUUUGUAGGCAUUGAUAUUUUGAAGCAACUCAAUAAUGGAACUAAUGUAAAUCCCACAGAAUGAUUUCACAGGAUGUGGGAACCUUUUUUUCCCCCUGCUAUUUUAUAGACAUCGAUUCCUGAGGGAAUUGUGACUUAAAGACUUGAUUUUGAACAAUUUUACAGUCAGAAAGAAGGAAAUUGUCACAAUUAUAAAUCACCUACGGUAGUAAAUAGUUUGUCCUUAUUUUUUUUUUCCCAUUAUGACUGAAAACAGCAUUAAUGACAAUAGUGUAUUAUCUGAGGUUCUAGAAACGUUCUGCUUUUUUUCCACUCAAUCCAAGAAAAUGUGAUUAUACAAGUAGGAUUUUCAUGCUUUGUUGAAUUGUGUUCAUCCUCCUUCCACUCCUGCCGCCUGGGUAACCGUUCCUGAGGAUAGUUCAAUUAAAUCAACCCCCUCCCCCCCUCCUUCCUCCUCCUUCUUCUUCCUCCUUCUUUUCAAUCUGUAAUGCCUCUGUCUGGACAUGUAGUUGCCUAUUCUUGUGCACAAACCCCAUUUUUCUGUCCAUGUUGAAUUGUAAAUAUGUUUAUUUGCUUUAUUUAUGUUUUGAUGCCGUGAUCAAUCCUUUUUUGGGUUGGUGUUAUUAUGAAUGCGCUUCAUGCGAUGGAGCGCGUUGGAAUAUGAAUGACUUCUUACAAGUCUAAAUUUAAUAAACUGUUCUAUACCA